AUGCCGGCACAAGGCAGUGAUAGGCGCCCGGUUCACGACUCGUACGGAGAUUCUCUAGGGGGUGGGGGGCCCACCCAGGGGCCAGCCUCAGCAGGUGCGUGGCACUUGGCAUCCGCGUUUAAUCGGGGAGCUCAAGGAGUGCCUUCUCACAACGAGCAGUGGGCCCUUCCGGGGGCCUCUCCAUGGGGCCCUGCUGGAGAUCCGGGUACUCUGCGAUGGAGGGGGGGGGGAGGCAACCAGAGGCCCCCGGGGCCCCUCGGGGGUGGCCACAUUGGCAUUGAACGGGACGGUGGAUAUUACGCAGAGACUGUCAAUCACAUGAUUGAGGAGUGUACAGAUGCAGCGGAAGGCGGUCUGCCAAGAGGCGGGAAAGGGCCUGAGUCAGACCCUUUAGGCCUGCUGCAAGAGGACAAGGAAAUGCUCUUGAAGCGAGGAAUAGCGGGAGGCUCAGGAACCCCUGGAGUCGCAGGCGAGGGUGUAAGCAACCUAGAAGUGUACCGUGUCUCGGCUGGCCAUGAGCAAGCAGCGCCGGGUGCUGCUGCAGCGCAGACGGCCGACGCAUCAGAGAGGCUUCAUUGGGCCCUCGGAGAGAAGGGCCCCUUCGCCUUUACCGAUGUCCACCCUAUUCCUUCAAUCGAAAUCAGAAGGCACGUCAUUCUUGUGUGCCUGCCCCCCAUCACAUGCUUUGUCUUGAAGGACACCGUCUACCUCCUCGUGACAGAGGACCUUAGGGCUGAUGAGCUCAUAUACCAGCUUUGCAGGCUGAGCCGUUACUACGCCUUCAUCGCUCAAUACGCUGUCUCUGCCGCCGUUACUGGCUUCGAAGGAGCAGCACCUCGUCUUCAAGCCAACACAAACAGUGUGCCUGAAGAGUCGAAAAAUCCACAGCCCGUGCAGGCGCAGGCAACGCAAACUCCUGAAGGUGCCUUUGAAGGGAUAUCAUCAGCGCACCCUCAACAGCCCCCUAAAGUGCCUCCACCGCCUUUAAGAGGGCCCCCAGGAGGCACAUCCGGUGGUCAUCGACAAAGUGGAGGGGACACCUCGGGCGAUGGUAGGGGCCCCCUGCCUGGGGGAGACUGGGAGGGCAAGGGCGAAGGUGCACAGCCUUUAAUUGCGCGGUCGUGUUGCUCUGUGGGCAGCAACAGCGGCCAGAGUCACAAGUUGCCUUUCGAGUUCGCUGCUCUUGAAUGCAUCUUCUUCGCUGCUUUCCAGCAGCUAAAUGCCGAUAUUCUUUAUCUCGAGAGCAAGUUCAGCGAGGCGCAGCAUAGGACGCGGACCAAGGGGGAACUUCUGUCUCUUUUAAUGGAGGAUCUGCACGCUCUCAAGGAGCCUAUCUCUCUCUAUCAGGACCGGGUGGAUGCCUUCGACAAAGCCUUUGACGAACUUAUAAGCAACAACACAUACCUGCAGAGAAUGGAACUCUCCAAAUAUGCUCGGCACCCCCAUCUCUACGAAGAGCCCACUGAAAAGGAAUCCGUUAAUCCGGAUCUCGAGAUUCUUCUGGAGUAUUUCGACCAGGAAAUUGACCAGUUCAAAAUCCGCGUGCGUCAUCUGAAGGGGUCCAUAGAGGACAGCGAGCGACUUCUGACGCUGCGGCUGGCGGUUAUGCGCAACUCUCUGAUAAAAUCUGAGCUGGCAGCUACUCUGCUUGCUGCCGGCCUCGCUGUUGGCACCUCCAUCUCAGGUAUCUUUGGGAUGAACUUGCAGAAUGGAAAUGAAGAGGGGGCGCAGAGCCACAACAUUUUUGUACUUGUAUCCUCUGUAAUUGCCUUUUCUGCCGUCCUUUCGCUCCUUGCCGUCCUCUACCUCGUGAAAACAAUCAGACUUUAA
Messenger RNA from Cyclospora cayetanensis, 1830 nucleotides. RefSeq lists its product as uncharacterized. Bases 1 to 1830 code for a protein of 609 amino acids. Gene Ontology annotation, biological process: magnesium ion transport. Lineage: Eukaryota; Apicomplexa; Conoidasida; Eucoccidiorida; Eimeriidae. The transcript has 10 exons. Gene Ontology annotation, molecular function: magnesium ion transmembrane transporter activity. The record is from RefSeq and is a predicted model, not a curated record.